Stomoxys calcitrans (stable fly) is the source of this 1080-nucleotide messenger RNA. RefSeq lists its product as uncharacterized. The coding region runs from base 1 to 1080 and encodes 359 amino acids. Gene Ontology annotation, molecular function: ligand-gated monoatomic ion channel activity. Gene Ontology annotation, cellular component: membrane. The record is from RefSeq and is a predicted model, not a curated record. Lineage: Eukaryota; Metazoa; Arthropoda; Insecta; Diptera; Muscidae. The transcript has 2 exons.
AUGCGCAACAAAAUACUCUUGGAAUACAGAAUUUUUUCCAAGCAUGCUGAUAUAUCCCUGGGGGGAUAUUAUUAUAAAUGGGCUCUAGAUCCCAACACUACUUAUUCACAAACGGAUCACUACUACCUAUCGCAUACGUAUAUGGUGGCGAAUAUUUUUAGCAUCUAUAGUACAUAUGAAAAAAUGGCCCUUCCAUUUCAAUUGAAAUUAUGGUAUUUAAUUGGAUCUGUGUUUGUCCUCAGCUCACUUUUAAUACUCACAUGUGGAUGUUGCAAAGGAGCCCGGGGUAGGGCACGCAACUAUAUCAUAGGCGAAGACAACAGCACACCCCAAUAUCAUCUGCUAACUUUAGCUUUUGGAGCAACUAUGCCAACGCGUCAAGUGCCACGUUAUAAUUUUGCACGCUUCCUGCUUGUCUGCUGGAUGUUGACCACUCUGGUGCUACGCAGUGCCUAUCAAUCGGGAAUGUAUCAAAUGCUACGUGACAACAUACAACGUAAUCCUCCGCAAACGAUAGCGGAUGUGCUCAAACAGAACUAUGUGAUACUGCUGAAGGGCACCCACAUGGCUUUGGCCCAAACUCUGCCGGAUAUGCGAAAUGUGCGAACAUUAAAUGGCAGCUUUUUGCAAACAUUUCCGGAAUUAUUGCAGGCAAACGAACUGACGGCCAUAGUAACGCAAUAUGAAUAUUUUGGCUAUUUUCGACAAAUUAAUGCCGCAUCCUGGCAUCGUUUGCAUUUGGUGAAUGAGCGCAUCUACACCCAACCACUGGCCAUGAAUGUUCGCACACACUCGUAUUUGGUGGAGGAAUUCAAUAGGCAAAUUCAGACGGCUAAAACCUUUGGCUUUGACACACUAUGGGCUCGCGAAUCCUUUGGAAACCAAGCGAUGAAAAAUAAUGCCGACUAUGAUCCCAAGAUGUUGGCCACUAAGAAUAUGUCCAUGAAGGAGUUGGGAGCUGUUUUCAUGAUUUUGAUCUGGUUGCAUGUGAUGGCCAUGGUCAUUUUCAUAAUCGAACUGAUAUGGCACAAAUGGGGAGCAGCUGUGCUAAGAAAUUACCACAAAACACUAUCCAAAUGA